CUUGAAUAUGGCUUUUGUGACUUUCUUAACGAGUUCAUCUGUGACUUUAUUAUCAAUCGAAUUAUGUGGAUUAUUAUUGUUGCCGUGAAAAAGUAAUGUGGAAUAACAGAUAAGGUGAAAUCGGCACAAGAUUGGAAUGGCUAAAUUAUUAAUAUCGAGGUAAUUUUGCUCAUCGCGGGAGGGAAAUCUCAUCUCGCAGACGACUACGGAAUCUGUAACUCAAAAGCACUUUUUAAUAUGGCUAGCAAACUUAUGCAACUCAUCGAAACACGGACGAAACGACCCGUGCUUGACGAAUCAGACUUAAAAGUUAGCUCGCAUUGGAAACUAAUCAAAUCCGCGAUAAAACAAGAACACGGCGAUGACCCGAAGAAACUCGAUGAGAAACAGGCUUUGAAUGUGGGACAUGGUGUUCAUCCGGUGCAAUCUUUGGCGUCUGAAGAAGAAAUCGCCUUUGUGGCUUUCAAUUCUCUUAAUAAUAACUUUGUUGGAAUUGACAGAGAGGGAAACGCUUCGGUAUAUUUGGCAACUGGUUAUACGGAACCCGUCGACUCCAACAUCCUCAAAGGUCCCAUUUGCGGAAUAGUGUAUGCUAAGAAAACUAGAUUCUAUGCUGCCUGGGGACUUGAUGAAAACAUCAGAGUAAGUUAUUUAAUGCUUUACCAGGGGGUCUUUAAUUAAACAUAAUUCAAAAGAUGUACAAUGGAGCCAAGCCUUACGGCACCUGUUCAUAUGACCAUCAUGUAACUAUAAUGACCACAUUCAUUCAGCCAAGGUCGUCUCGAUCCUUACAUUGAAGGCUCAUUUUAAUACAGCCACCUCAUUACUACAGAUUUUCGGUCAUGUUGAAACGCAGACCAUGCAGACUGUAGACUGUGCAGACUGAGUGUUAUUUUUGUUACUUGUACCUUUAUUUUGUAGUAAAAGUUUUACUAUAGUUUCCCACAGGAGCGAGCACGAUGGCCGUGAAGGUAAGCUGUUUCUUUCUGUAACUGUUUUAUAUUGCCAUGAUCAUUUAAAUAUUUUUAUUAGAAGAAGCUUUUUCAGCUUAAGUGACUUAAUAGAAGAAGGGCAGCGACUUAAAACUUCUCACAGGUAAUAUUCAAUGAAAAUUAAGACAAAAUACACCUAAAAUACACGGCAGGGGAUCUAGUUCAACGCGCAUUCAAACCCGCUCCACAUCUUCGAGUUGUACAAAUAAUAUGUUUGUUACUAAUGAACUAUUUAGUUUUGGAGCUGCAUAAGCAAGAACCAGACAAUACUCAAACAAGAUUGUCGGUUUCAAACCACUACCACUUACUGGCGCGAAUGCAUGGAGCAAAUACAAUUGUCGAUCCCCGAGUGAAAACCCGCCAAGAAGGACACUCUUGGGAAUCAAAUGAUAAAAAUACAUAAACAAAAGUCUUACCCAAAUCUUCCAAGCUAACAACGAUGACAUCAGUAUCUGUAAGAUUAGAAGAAAUGACAGCAAGUCACCGGUUUGAAUUACAGAGUGAAACCAAAGACGAUCAUCAACAAUCAAGGAAUUUAGGAAAUGUCUCUCAUAGCCGUUGGAGGAAGCCGAAAAGGGUUUUAUUUUAACUCACCUAACCUGAAAAAGCUUCUUCUACUAAAAAAAAUUUAAAUAAUUGUGGCAAUAUAAUACAGUUACAGAAAGAAACAGCUCACCUUCUUCCAACCAUCGAUGCUCGCUCCUGCAGGAAACUAUAGUAAAAGUUUUACUAGAAAAUUAUAAAGGUACAAGUAAAAAAAAUAACACUCAGUCUGCACAGUCUGCACUGAGUCUGCAGUCUGCAGUCUGCAUGGUCUGCGUUUCAACAUGACCGACAGAUUUUGGUGGUCCUAGAGUGUUUGCAAUAACCCGAGGUCACUCUGUAUUGCCACCUCUGAUAGGGGUUGUGCACUGCAUGAGCACAUCUAACAGAUGGCAACCGACCUUAGCAAAACCAUUGCUCAGGGUCAUAAUGUGCAGUCUGAGAGAUGGCUGCAUUUUAGUCCAAAAAUUCCAUACUGAUGACAUAACUCUGCCCAGAAUCUGGUCAGAAGCUCUGAUUAGUCGUCAAAGUUACAGUCAAAAUUAAUCCCACUUUACAGACACCUGGUUAAUACAGACACCUCAUUAUUAUGGACAGUUUGCUUUGUUCGUUGGGAGGGAAAGCCCCCUAAUUUUCUCUAAAAUAUUUAACCCUCUUAAUACAACACUCUGUAAAUACGGACACAUUCUAUGGCCCCCUCAGUGUCUGUAUUAAUGGGGUAUGAUUGUAUUAUAAUCUUUCAGCUAUUGUUUCCUUUUGACAGACUGAAGAUGAAAGGUUGUGAAGAUCAAAUGUACAAGGCACUGAAUCUAUUAACAAACAUUUUAUUUCCUAGGAAUAUAAUAGUUGCUUUCAAGAAGUAAUUCAGUUUUGCUGUGGUUAAAUUUGCAGCACAACAAGGAAAAAUAGAGGCUUAAAAAAAUCUGCAUCUGGAACCACACAAACAAAGAUUAAUUACGUAAUAUUUGCUUUAUACCAUCAGUAUGGAAUUCUGGGGUAAAAAUGAAGACAUACCUGUCAUGAAAUGUCCACAGUGACAAGGAGCAGCGAGAGGUGGUAGUAUAAUCAGGGUAAUCAGUGGGUAACAGAAGUGAUUAUGAAUAAGGUGCAUUGCAUGUAGUUUCAAAGCAUGAAGGUCUUCAGAGAGAAGUAGCUGUCUCAUUUCUAGUGCAUAAACUGCAUCUUUUAACAUCUGUAUCUUAGUUAGUUUGUACAUGUACAAAUUCUUUGAAUGGUAUUUCACCGUUAAUAUUUUUUCUACCAUCUGCAGUUACUGUCAGAUGGCUUUAAACUUGUCAGCAUGGCAACCUCUCUUAGUAGAAUAUUCAGGGAGGUCCAGGCACUAUAA
Molecule: messenger RNA, 2883 nt
Organism: Porites lobata
Lineage: Eukaryota; Metazoa; Cnidaria; Anthozoa; Scleractinia; Poritidae
Source: the annotation of a GenBank genome assembly